Scutellospora calospora is the source of this 2846-nucleotide messenger RNA. The record is from the annotation of a GenBank genome assembly. Lineage: Eukaryota; Fungi; Glomeromycota; Glomeromycetes; Diversisporales; Gigasporaceae.
UUGAUAAUCUUGACGACAAUAACGUUUCGGGACUUGCUCCAGAUGAUACUUUGCAUAACCUGCACUUUUUUGAUCAUCGGUCUAUUCGAUUCAUUUACAACCCUAUAUUAGGACAAUUCACACAGAAUAACCUUUGGAAAGAUCCAGCAUGGGUAUCCGUUGAAUUUUUGAAAAAAGGAAUUAAUCGUGAAACUCAUAAUGAGCGUGAAAUUAUCUUUGGCCAGAAUUUGAUUGAUAUUAAAGAAAAGUCUACGGUCCAACUUUUAAUUGAAGAGACUAUGAAGAGACUUCGUGAAAUGUCAAAAUUUGUUUGUAAUGUACGAAUAUUCCGUAAUAAUCUCUGGAGAUACGUCUCAUCGGAAGAUUUAGUGCCUGGAGAUGUGUUUGAAGUAUCUGACAGAUAUUUACAUAUUUUUCCUUGUGAUGCCGUUUUAUUGUCAGGCGAUUGCAUUGUAAAUGAAAGCAUGCUUACCGGAGAAUCUAUUCCUGUGUCUAAAUUGCCUAUCGAAGAUACAUCACUGCAUUCUUUGGAUUUAACUACUACCAACGUUCGACCGGAAGUUUCCAAACAUUUUUUAUUUUCUGGAACGAAAAUCGUACGAGUGCGUAAAGUCAAGAAUGGCAUUAUAACAUCUAGUGCAGAUGUUGGUAACAUAUCUGAUGAUGACGGAGCUUUAGCAAUGGUCGUACGUACAGGCAAAUUGGGGGUAAAUUCCGUUAUAAUAAUUGUGCGUGCAUUGGACUUAAUUACCAUUGUUGUUCCUCCUGCAUUACCCGCAACAAUGAGUAUUGGUACAAAUUUUGCUAUUGGGAGAUUAAAAAAAGAAGGAAUAUUUUGUAUUAGCCCAACAAGAGUUAAUGUUGGAGGAAAAUUGAAUGCCAUGUGCUUUGAUAAAACAGGCACGCUCACAGAAGAUGGACUAGACGUUCUAGGGGUUCGUUUUGUCAACCAAACGUCACACAGGUUCACGGAACUUCAUACUACAGCCGACACUCUCUCUAAAAGCGAUAAUGACAUGACUAUUAAUUCUAUUCCACCAAUUUUAUGUGCUAUGACUACAUGCCAUUCCCUCAAAUCAGUCAAUGGUGAGCUAAUUGGUGAUCCACUUGAUUUGAAAAUGUUUGAUUUCACGAAAUGGAUACUUGAAGAAAGUGGACAGGGUGUUUCAUCCAAUACAUUAGGAUUGUCUGGUUCAACAUCCUCCGGGAGACCAAAUAGUCCAACUAAUGGAAAUGGUGGCAUAGUACCAACAGUGGUUAGACCGCCUAAUAGUCGACAAUUUGAUUUGGCAGAAGUACUCAAUGUUGAUGGAAAAAAUGGCGAUGGGAAGUCUGGAUCGUUUAUAGAACUUGGAAUAAUUCGAACAUUCGAAUUUGUUUCAUCAUUACGACGUAUGAGCGUGCUAGUAAAGCGCUUGAGAAAUCAAACUAUUGAAGUUUAUGUUAAAGGAGCGCCGGAAGUAAUGCGCGAUAUUUGUAGAGCUGAUUCCUUUCCAGAGGAUUACGAUCAAUUAUUACAUUAUUACACACAUAAUGGCUUUCGUGUGAUUGCAUGCGCUUCUAAGAGUUUUUCUGAUCUCAGUUGGAUGAAAGCUCAGAAGAUCAAAAGGGAACAUGUAGAACAAGAUUUAGAAUUUAUAGGUAUUAUAAUAUUCGAGAACAAAUUGAAGCCUGGUACAGCCUCAAUAGUUGAAACUCUCAAAAGAGCUAAAAUAAGACAGAUAAUGUGUACCGGUGAUAAUGUUUUGACCGCAAUAAGUGUUUCUCGUGAAUGUGGAUUGGUUAAUAAAGCCUCAAAAGUUUAUGUACCGAGGUUUGUUCAAGGAUCUUCUUUAAGCUCACGAUCUUCCAUUUUAUGGGAGAGUUUGGAUAACCCAAAGGAUUCAUUGGAUUCAACAACGUUAAAGCAGAUUAUCUCUACAUCACAUGAUUUUCCUAGCGAAUAUCCAUUUGUUGGUCCUUAUGAAUAUGACCUUGCUGUAACUGGCGAUGUCUUCCGUUGGAUUGUAGAUUAUGGAGAUGAAAUGACAUUGUCUAGGAUGCUUGUCAAGGGCCAAAUUUUUGCUCGUAUGUCACCAGACGAGAAACAUGAAUUAGUAGAGAAACUACAGGAAAUAGGAUAUUGUGUUGGUUUCUGUGGUGAUGGUGCCAAUGAUUGUGGGGCCCUUAAAGCAGCGGAUGUUGGGUUGUCACUUUCUGAUGCUGAAGCAUCCGUGGCAGCUCCAUUUACUAGUCGUAAUAUGGAUAUAGGCUGUGUUAUAGACGUUAUAAAAGAAGGUCGAGCAGCCUUAGUCACAAGCUUCAGUUGUUUCAAAUAUAUGGCUCUGUAUAGCAUAAUUCAAUUUACAACAGUCAGUAUAUUGUAUUAUUAUGGAUCCAAUUUAGGAAAUCUUCAGUUUGGUCUCCAAGAAGGUGCUAAUAUCAGUGAUUGGGCAAAUUAUAAUCCAGUCAGGAAUUCAAUUCUUAGUUCUCGUAAUUAUACACCAGCAGCCAUGUACGUUAUUAUCGCAGCGGUGUUUAGUGUUGGACCUCCAUAUAGAAAACCGAUGAUCACGAAUGUUCCAUUUAUUAUCACAACGACGUUUUUUGCUCUCUUCACGGCAGUAAUCCUUAUAUCUUCCUCCAAAACUGUUCUAGACCUACUAGAACUUGAGAACAUUGAUUACGUAUUUCGAUGGUAUCUAUUGGCUAUUGUAGUAGCUGAUUUUCUUAUAUCACUAUUUAUGGAAAAAUACGUCUUUGAUGUUGUCGCACAAUGGAUAGGUUUUGUAAUAGAUGGCGGUACUAAACCAGGCAAAAAAAUAUUUAAAAAAAUAUUAACAGAAAUGGACUCUAAAGAUCUGUAA